GCCGCUGAUGGCGCAAAGUUCGCCCCCUCCCCCUUCUCCUAUGGCCUGCCCACGUCUACCAAAUCAACAAGUUUGUUUCGUCUAUUAUUGGAAUUCCAGCGACCGGAAUGUAAGUGAGAGAAGGGGAAAAGGAAAAUAGCGAGUAUAGAAACCGAGCAAUAUAUGCGGGCGCAUGCGUGAACGCAAUCACAAAAUAACUGAAAAUCAGCAUAGCAACCGAUUUCAAAGCAAAAAAAUUAGCUGCAAAAUAAUAUCAAGAUUUUUCGAACAAGCAAGUCUUUCAUCAUCAAUAUUAAUCGUAGAAACAGCAAUUUUUUUCGAGAUUGUUCGUUCGUGAAUCGGAAUCGGGAUACAGAGAGCCGAGAGAGUUAGAGAGUAGCCUACUAACCGUGUGACGUCACGCGAUGUCAGUCUGCGUAAUUUAUAUCCACUGCAGUAAAUAAGCUGUGCGGAAAUCCACGUGAAAAAUGACGUUUGUAGUUGUUUUGUUUUUGGUGGUCUUGUCUUCUCUUUCAUUAUUUUUGUUUUUAAAAAGGAUUAUCCUGAAGAAAAAACUCAAUCUGAAAAAUCGGUUAAACGAUAAAGUCGUUAUUGGUAUUUUUCAUCCUUACUGCAAUGCCGGUGGUGGAGGAGAGCGAGUUCUCUGGUGUGCAGUUCGAGCCAUUCAGUCACAAUAUCCGGAUGCGUAUAUUGCUGUCUAUACUGGAGAUUGUAUACCAUCAGAAGAAUUACUACAGAAUGCAUUUCAAAAAUUUAAUGUCAGGAUACAGAAUAAUAAUAUUGAGUUUAUUACCCUUCAUAAGCGUGGUUGGGUUGAAGCUAAAAGAUAUCCCCACUUCACUUUACUUGGACAAAGUAUAGGAUCACUAGUUCUGGGAGCUGAAGCCAUCUUUAAACUAGUUCCAGACAUAUUUAUUGACACCAUGGGAUAUUCAUUUACAUUCCCUUUAUUCCGAGUGCUGGGUGGAUGCACAGUUGCAUGCUACGUGCAUUACCCUACCAUCAGUACUGACAUGUUGGGACAAGUUUCAAGACGUACUGCAGCUUUCAACAACAACUCUUUCAUUUCCUCAAGCCCCAUUCUAAGUCUAGCAAAAACAAUUUACUACAGAUUAUUUGCUUAUAUCUAUGGGAUCACUGGACGGUAUGCAAAUGCUAUUAUGGUCAACUCAAGCUGGACUGAAGAUCACAUCAACCAAAUUUGGAAUGUCCCUCUCAAAACAAUCAAGGUUUACCCACCUUGUGAUGUUAAGGAAUUUCUUGAAAUACCAGUUGAAUCCGACCCGGAAACUCUUCGAAUCAUUGCUGUGGCUCAGUUUCGACCAGAGAAAGACCAUCCACUUAUGAUCCGCUCCUUCUACAAGCUAAUGGAUAUUCUAACAGACGAAGAAAAAUCACGAAUUAAACUAGUACUAGUUGGAUCUUGUCGAAAUGAGGAAGAUCAGCAACGCGUAGAAGACUAUAAAAGAUUAAGCAAGCAUUUUAAUUUAGAAAACCACACAGAAUUUUAUAUCAAUGUAGAAUUCGAUGAAUUAAAACACCUGCUUGGAGAAUCAACUAUUGGACUUCAUACCAUGUGGAAUGAACAUUUUGGAAUAAGUAUCGUGGAAUGUAUGGCUUCUGGCUUGAUAAUGGUUGCUCACAAAUCUGGAGGACCCAUGAUGGAUAUAAUAAUACAUAGCAAAGGAUCUCAACCGAUCGGAUUUUUAGCAUCAGAUGAGAUAGAGUAUGCUGACAUUUUACGCCACAUCAUACGUAUGGAGCCAAAAAAGAGAGAACUAAUCAGAGAAGCUGCAAGAAAUUCUGUUGCAAGAUUUUCAGACGAUUCUUUUGAGAAGGAAUUUUUGAAAGUACUUGUCCCCAUAAUGGAUUGUAUCAAGAAAGAUUAAUUCUUCAAUAAAAAAAUACACAAAUUAUGAAUCCUACAAAUGCCGCCGUUAUCAAUAUUCAAUUUGUCCAGUCCCUAAGGUUUGUACCAUUAAAUGAUUUCGCGCCUUUUUGGUAACUAGCGCCGUUGCUUUGAUGUGGUGUAUCUGAAAGCAUACAAUCCUCUUGACAGAGAGCAAGCAAGAACUUCUUUAAAUUUUAUCGUUUUGAAAUACGUUAAGUUGUAACUUGUAAGAAUAAGUAAGUGAGUGCGAGUUAAAUUUCUCACCUAAAAAUAUAUUAAUCAAAUGUCUAUUCUACCCUCUGCACAAAAGAAAAGUGCUCUUGACGUCAGUUCUGUUCGAUGUCAAAAAUGUCUAGAAAUGGGUCAUUGGACUUAUGAAUGUAAAGGAAAGCGAAAACAUGUUGACAGACCAACAAGAACUGACCAACUGAAAAAAUCUAUAAAGCAAAUUGAGACAGGAACAUACGAGGAAAAGCCUGAUCUUAACAAG
Molecule: messenger RNA, 2381 nt
Organism: Daphnia pulicaria
Lineage: Eukaryota; Metazoa; Arthropoda; Branchiopoda; Diplostraca; Daphniidae
Gene: Alg11
Product: GDP-Man:Man(3)GlcNAc(2)-PP-Dol alpha-1,2-mannosyltransferase-like
Exons: 7
Coding region: 468-1889 (473 amino acids)
Biological process (GO): protein N-linked glycosylation
Cellular component (GO): endoplasmic reticulum membrane
Molecular function (GO): GDP-Man:Man(3)GlcNAc(2)-PP-Dol alpha-1,2-mannosyltransferase activity
Source: RefSeq, a predicted model, not a curated record